GUUUCAUUUCUUUAGCUACAAAAGCGAUGGUGGAAGAUACCAUCAUGGAAAAAAGAGAGGAACUCAUGGUUUCACCUAAACCCUCUAAAACCCAUGACCCGAUCCGAAAAAUUGUCCCAUUUCUAAAACCCACUUCUACUUUUACAAACCUUCAAAAACCCUUGUUUCCAAAACAUUCUUGUGAACAAAAGAUGUGUUCUUUAAAGGUUUCAUUCAAUGGCUUCAGAACCCCACAAAAGGGCUGGAAAGAUUGGGUUGAUAGUAUGCAUUCCUUACAUAAGUCCACUUGGAAAAAAGCCGGAAUUUACGAAGCCGUCUUGAAUUCGUGUUACGAGAUCAAGAAAGAUGAUAACUUGAUUCUUGGGUUUGUUCAGAAAUGGUGUGAUGAGACUAAAAGUUUUGUGUUUAGCUGGGGGGAAGUUACAGUUACAUUGGAAGAUAUGAUGGUUAUUGGUGGUUAUUCUGUUUUGGGUGAAUCUGUGGAUAGUGCUAUGAAACCCGAAAACUUGAAAACAGUUUUAUCGAACUUAAAUAAAGCAAGAGCAAAAUUAUCAGAAUCGACAUACCAAAAAGCGAAUCAGUGUGGAUGGAUGAAGAAAUUUAAAGAUAGUGGCAGCAAAAUCGAGCACGAGGCAUUUCUUGCAUUGUGGCUAACUAGGUUUGUUUUCCCUUCAUCUUAUAGUACGGUUAUGAAGAAUGUUUUCCCCAUUGCGGGUCGUUUAGCUAGAGGUAUUAGACUUGCUCUUGCACCUGCUGUUCUUGCUAGUAUCUAUAGAGAUUUAAGCUUAUUAAAAGCUAAAAUUACGGUUAUGAAGAAUGAUUAUUGUGAGACACCAGUUAUUGUAUGGGCUCCUUUUCAACUUGUUCAAAUUUGGAUUUGGGAGAGAUUUAUGAAACUUAGGCCUAAUCCUGGUCAUAGCUUAGUUCCAAGAUUUGCUAGAUGGGAGCAGAAGAAAUUGCAGGUAGAAAAGGUUGGCUCGUUUGUUGAUUGUGCCUUUGAGGAUUUUUGUUGGCUGCCAUAUGGUGAGAAUUCAAAUGAUAAUUCGGUUUUUUGUAAUGUUUAUCAAGAAACAGGAAAGUGGGUUGUUAAUGAGUGUUUAGACGAGGACGUGGAAUCAUGGGCUCGCUGUUUCAGAGUGUCUGAGUUAGUUGGCAUAGAUGGGAACUGUAUCGAACAAUAUUUACCGCAUAGAGUUGCAAUGCAAUUUGGCAUGAACCAAGAUGUUCCUGGUGAUGUGGCACGAACCAAUGAAACUCCUGAAAUUGCUUGGAGAUUUUAUUCUCGGCCAGUUAAGGAUGUUAAGCUGUAUAUUCCAUCACGAUUCUCUGAUCCAUAUGUCACUGCUAGAUACCUGGAGUGGCGGGAUAAGUCAAGUGGAGUGUCAAGUUUGCAGUCUUCUUUUGAUGAUAAUGAAACUGAUAAUUUUGUCAAAAUUGAGUCAUUAACUGAAGAUUUAAAGGAUGAUGAUGAGAUUAGAAUAUUGGGAUUGAAACUUGAAGCCAGGAUUAGCAGACUCGAGGAAGUAUAUGGAUAUCUGAAAGCUAAAAAAAAAGGUGACUUGUUAGUGUAGAUUGGCCUACGAUAUAUAUGGUGGUAAGUUUCAUCAAAAUUUACAAGGGCAUGUGUAUUUGAUGGCGUAGUUUCACAUCUUUGUUUUCUGAAAAUGCCAACAAAAUCGAUGUAUGGAUACAGUCUUCACAUAUGGUACAGUAUUUGUUUUGGUCGCUAUGUAAGCCAUAUUUAGUUUUGCAAACAAUGUUAGUGAAACGGGUUGUAAGUUUUAGACUGUUUCUGCUCUAACAUAUCAGAUGGGUCGAUUCAAACAAAUUUAGCUAAAAAGGGAAUUGGUCAAAUGGGUUAUUAGAGUAGUUGAAGUUCUGUUAUAAAUACAAACAAUCUCAAAACUGUU
Erigeron canadensis is the source of this 1910-nucleotide messenger RNA. Its product is annotated as protein MAIN-LIKE 2-like. Gene Ontology annotation, biological process: meristem development; meristem maintenance. The record is from RefSeq and is a predicted model, not a curated record. The transcript has a single exon. Lineage: Eukaryota; Viridiplantae; Streptophyta; Magnoliopsida; Asterales; Asteraceae. Bases 27 to 1571 code for a protein of 514 amino acids.